Messenger RNA from Eurypyga helias (sunbittern), 517 nucleotides. RefSeq names its product dedicator of cytokinesis protein 9-like. The record is from RefSeq and is a predicted model, not a curated record. The transcript has 3 exons. NCBI's taxonomy places the organism in Eukaryota, Metazoa, Chordata, Aves, Eurypygiformes, Eurypygidae. Gene Ontology annotation, molecular function: guanyl-nucleotide exchange factor activity. The annotation marks the transcript as partial. Gene Ontology annotation, biological process: small GTPase-mediated signal transduction; positive regulation of GTPase activity.
GUUAAUGCUGGUCCGUUAGCAUACGCAAGAGCUUUCUUAGAUGACACAAACACCAAAAGAUAUCCAGACAAUAAAGUAAAGCUGCUAAAGGAAGUUUUUAGGCAAUUUGUUGAAGCUUGUGGGCACGCUCUGGGUGUAAAUGAACGACUUAUUAAGGAAGAUCAGCUGGAAUAUCAAGAAGAAAUGAAGGCCAACUACCGAGAAAUGGCAAAAGAGCUUUCUGAAAUAAUGCAUGAGCAAAUUACUCCGGUCGAAGAAAAGGCCAGCGUUAUGCCUAACUCGCUACACAUUUUCAACGCCAUAAGUGGAACUCCAACAAGCACAACGGUUCAUGGGAUGCCCAGCUCUUCUUCAGUUGCAUGAUUGUUUUGUAAAAGGAAAGUAUGUUGGUUUGGGUUGGCUUGGUUUUGGUUUUGGGUUUGUUUUUUUUUUUUUAAGUAUGUGAAUUUGCUUCAUUGUGUGCAAACUCAGGACGAUUUUGAAGCUAAAUGUAGGGCACAUGCAAGCUGCAUAAUUC